Messenger RNA from Lepidothrix coronata (blue-crowned manakin), 3975 nucleotides. RefSeq names its product F-box protein 48 (gene FBXO48). Gene Ontology annotation, molecular function: protein binding. The record is from RefSeq and is a predicted model, not a curated record. The transcript has 3 exons. Lineage: Eukaryota; Metazoa; Chordata; Aves; Passeriformes; Pipridae.
AUGAGGGGCCAAGAGAAGAGAGGCCAGGCUCUGCCCAAAAAGGCCCCUCCAGGCCGAAACGGGGAUGCGGGCGACACCGACCCCGAUCCCGGCAGGAACCGCCGCCUUCUGACGACGCGGGGGCCGCCUCGUGACGAGGUGAGGCACCGCCUCCGCAGGCCCGAAGCUGCGGAGAUUGGCCCCAAAACAAGUGAGGCAAUACCCUUCCCACACGGACGGCAGGGACAUGGCAAAUGGACAUCCAGCCCCGGGUGCUGCCACCCACGGCCGCCCCAACACACCGCGACAGCGGCCGCGGUGACGCCGCCCCGCCCCGGGGCCGCGGGUAUGGACGCGGAGAGCGCCGGCGGCCGAGACAACGCUGCAGGAGCAGGAUCAGGAGGAGGAGGAGGUGGACAGAGGGACUUCGUAUCCGCCCUCCCUCCCUAGGUGAGCUCCCGGAUUUUCGGCGGCCUGGACGUGGAGAGCCUGUGCCACGCGUCUUCGGCGUGCAAGGGCUGGUACUGCGUCAUCGAGGCCAACGGGCACCACUGCCUGGCCGUGGGGGCCGUCUGCCGGCGCGAGAUCGACUGCGACCGCGGGAAGGACUAUACCUGGAAGAUCACAUUAUUGAGAAAGUACCGGAAAAGCAAGGUGAAGCAAGAAUGGCUGAGAGGGAAAUAUAGCAACAUUCCUUCGCAACACAGCUUACCAGAGAAAAUCAUGUAUCCCAUGGACAUUGAUACAUGGGGAGAAAUCUUGGAAGCAGAACAUGAAAGAUAAGAAACCAGUGCUGAUUCUUGCAACUCAAAAACCUUUUGCCAAUGACACACAAACUGUUUGGCAGUUGUCAAACUGAUUUUGAGUGAUUUUUAACUGAUUUUGAACUGAUGAUGAAAUUUUCUCAGAAGAAUUUACAGGUGUCUUUUUCUUUGCAGUUUAUUGUAUUAAUUUUAUGUAAAAUUCUAAAUAAGACUAAAUGUUCAGUUGUAAUUUAUAUUUAUAAAUUUAAUGCUCUGCUGUAUUGUCAAAAAUAUGUUGAUUGUAUUUUCAAUUUGCACGUUUUCUUUUGAAAGAGAUUAUUUUUAUUUAAAAAAAGAAAGGUAUGUUUGACUUGAAAUGUAUCGUACCAGCAGCACGAGAACCCACAAAGGAAGGCUGGGUUAGGGACAAAUACAGACACUGGAAAGAAAAGAAGAUGACAAGCUGGGCACCUCACUAUCAGCUGAACAUUCCCAGUGUCCACCUCAAGGGACAAAGUCCUCAGAAGGAUCUCUAAACUUGCACCCCAGUUUUUGGCACCAACUUGCAAAACUGCUGCUAGUAAAAGAGGAUGCACCUGUCACGUUAUCUAACAUAAAAGUGACCACAAAUUCAAUUUAUUACAAUUCUCUUUGACUAUCACCUUUCUCUACCUUCUUUGCACUAAAGUAACUGUGGAAAAUGCUGGGAAGGUCUCUGUUGCUCAAGGUAUUCCUGCAAAAUUCAGUCACCAAUCUUCUGUAGGAAGACUUCUACCAUGGUUAUGAAACGUGGUUAUUUAACCCUUGCGGAUUAUCUGGUGAAAAUAUCUUGUAUGUUUCCUCCCCUUUAUUGCAGGUGGCUGGGCUCACAGGCUGUUGUAGGUGCCCAUAUCUACACCUAUGCCAAAAUAAUUAUUCUAUUUAAAGAAGGAAGAAACAUAACAGUCUGCCUUCUAUUUAGGAAGAAACAUAACAGUCAGGUGAAACAGGUAGCUCUAAAAUGCUUCCAAGAACAGAAUGUUGCCUGAUCCUUUCUCUAGUUUAGAGCAUUCAACAGAUUUCCUCAAAACUGAUCCACGUCCCUCAGCCUCCUGCAUGUUCCCCAUUAGAACAGGUCUUCAGUCAAUAAGCACUAAGUACCAAUAAGUACCUUUUCUGAAUCAUGAGUAACGUAUUUAACAGAGCUUUCUCAUCAACAGCAGUGCAGACUAUUCUUUGUAGAUAAGCGUUAGUUCUAGGAGCAGGAACCCAUUGCACUAGGUUUUAAAGAUCUCCUUCUAGUGCCAAAAGGGUUGAUGCUGUUUUUGUGGGACAGUUACUGCAUUAGCCAAAAUGGAUGCAGUACCCAAAACUCACUGAAGCUUCCACUGUCACCCUGCUACCGAACAUGACUGAAGUGUAGCUCACAGUAAAGAACCAUUGCUAAGUAUAAGUGUGAUGCAGAGCUCAGUGAAUUGCAAACACUGCUUCCUCUAUUAGCUAUUCUGCUCUAAAGUUAUAUCUAGUUAGCUCAAAUUAAAAAAGAAAAAACCACACCAAUACCCACACCCAGGCACAUCAGUUUUUCCGCCAAAGUUGCUGCCUUGCUCCCUGCUCACAGCAUUUAUCACCUCAACUUUAAGAGCGCUAGAAGUGAAAAAAGUGCAUAUGAAUUAAUAUAGAAAACAACACUAGCAGUACAUUUUCACCACCUCAAAAGUACCCAAUUUUUUUAAUCAUAAGAUAGGGAAAGUACAUAAUAAUGGAUCUAGUCCCUCACCCUUCUCACCCAGCCUCUUCUGUUGCCUUCAGUCUCGAACUCCCAGAUAUUUAACCCCUAUGCCUGCUCCUUUCAUGCUCCUCAGCUGUCAGUUCUCAUAUAUAUCCCCUCAGGAUAUCCCCUCAGUUUUUAAAUAGAAUAAUUAUUUUGGCAUAAAUCCUAACACAGUUACUUCACUGUGCACUUAGCUGUAGCUUCUCCCCAUUCUCAUAUGAGCAUAGGAAUUCCCAGUAUCUGUUGUACCUCUACCUCUGUUCAGAUCAGGUGGCUGUGCCUCCUUAAACACAAGGAAUUAAACACUGAGCUAUGCAAUUAGACAAGGCUGCACCAGAAAAUAUGAGGGUAAGGGCUUUCAUUCCUGGUGAAAAGGGAUGUUGUUCGCAUGUACUUCCCCUGCCCUAAAAUGACCAGUCCCACUCCCAGAAUUGAAUAACAUCGAGGAUUUCUCCCAGACCAAAGGUGCCAGGACAGAAAGCACUUCCUGCUUUUGGAGUGCCUAGGUUGACCCACCAACUGCAGCAGAAACCACGAGGGCAAGCCCUUUCCUUGGGAAAAGGGCUGUUAUUUGCUUGCAGGAGCCCUGAGCUGUAAUUGCCAGUCUGAGUCCCAGAAUUGAAUACCAUCGAGGAUUCCUCUGAAACGAAAGGGGCCAGGAGAGAAAGCUCUUCCUGGUUAUGGAAUCUCCAAGGUGGCCCAGACACUGCACCAGAAACCACGAGGGUAAGGGCUUCCUUUCCUGGGAAAAAAGGCUGUUGUUUGCUUGCAGGAACCCAGCACUGAAACUGCCCUUCCGACUGGCAGAAUUGAAUACAGAAGAAGAUUCCUCCUAGACAAAAGGUGCAAGGAGAGAAAGGUCUUGCUGCUUGAGCAGUGCUCACUGUCUCACAGACAUUGUACAGGAAAACAGGAGGGAAAAGGCUUUCGUUCCUUGGGAAAAGGGCUGUUGUUUGCUUGCAGGAACCCUACCCUAAAAUUGCCAGUCUAAAUCCCAGAAUUGAGUUUCAAGGAGGAUUCCUCCCAGACAAAAGGUGCCCUGCACAGGAUGCUCCUGCUGGCAAUGUAGUGUUGAGAGUGGCUACCAACUGCACUUGAGUGAGGGAGGUCAAGGCUUUCUUUGCUGGAUGGAAUGGCAGUCGUUCGCUUGCAGGAGCUCUGCGCUGAAAUUGGCUGUCUGACUCCCAAAAUUCACUAUGGAUGAAGAUUCCUGCCAGACAAAAGGUGCUCGCACAGAAAGCCCUUGCUGUCCAUGUAGUGCCGACACCUUUUACCUAUUCUGACACAGUUUUAACUAUUCUUUUACUAUGUUGACUAUUAAUAAAGCCAAUCUAACUGCAUCACUAAAAAAUAGAGGUUUUAUUCUUCUCUCUUCUUUGUCCUGCAGAAAGGAGCAGAAUUCAGCCAGAAUGGCAGAAUGGCUUGCAAUGUUUGCAUUAAAGAAUUUUUAUCACACUUAGUGCAGGGAUUUCUAGACUACAGAGAAGGAGGCAUGCAUGG